CUGAGGAAACUAUUUACUAUACUGAGGACAUGUAUAUUUUUAGUGGACAUGUAUACUAUAGCUACUUGGCACAAGGCCACAAACAUUGUAUUGAGUGUAUACAAUAAAGUCAGAGGCAGAGUAUUGGGAUUGUGAAUUUAGGCCUCUCCUAGAUCAGCAUGGGAGAUUUCAUGAAAACUCAGAAGAGAGGUAUAUGACUUCACAUGAGCAUGGAAUGAGGGAAGAGAGAGAGUGAGCAGAGACUUCCCAAAGGAGAAAAUCCUAGAAUUUACCCUGGGAUUAUGAGUAGAAAUUAGUUAGUAAUGCAAAUGAGUCUUGAGAAAGAUGGAAGACAGAGCAGGAUAACUUAAUCAGAUGUCAUUUUUCUUACCUGAGAAUGCCAUCAAGCUGAGCAUACCCCCCAGAAUUUACCAAUAUGACAGAUGGGAACUUACCUGACAGAAUCACAUCAUUUUCUUUCAUCACUUAUAACAGGAAAACAAUGUCACCAGUGAUCCAAGAACUAACCUACAACACCACAAUGGAACUCUCUGCCACCUUCUUGCUUAUGGGCAUCCCAGGUUUGCAGUCUUCAUAUCUUUGGCUGGCUAUCUCCCUGAGUGCCAUGUACACCAUAUCACUGUUGGGAAACAGCUUCAUCAUGGCUAUAAUCUGCAUGAAUUCCACUCUGCAAGAGCCCAUGUAUUGCUUCCUGUAUGUUCUGGCUGCUGUAGACAUUAUGGCCUCCUCUGUGGUACCCAAGAUGGUGAGCAUCUUCUGCUCAGGAGACAGCUCUAUCAGCUUUAAUGCUUGUUUUACUCAGUUGUAUUUUUUCCAUUCAACCACAGCUAUAGAGACAGGGCUGCUACUGGCCAUGGCUUUUGACCGCUAUGUGGCCAUCUGUAAGCCCUUGCACUACAACAGAAUUCUCACAUCUCAAGUUAUUCUGAAAAUGUGUGUGACCACUGUAUUCAGAGCUGUCAUAUCCAUGACUCCCUUGAUUUGGAUGCUAAGUCAUCUGCCCUUCUGUGGCUCCACUGUGGUGCUCCAUUCCUACUGUGAACACAUGGCUGUGGCUAAGUUAGCAUGUGCUGACCCCAUGCCCAGCAGUUUCUACAGUUUGAUUUGUUCCUCCAUUAUUGCAGGCUCUGAUGUGGCCUUUAUUACUGCUUCUUAUGUCUUAAUUCUCAGGGCAGUAUUUGGUCUCUCCUCAAAGAAUGCUCAGUGGAAGGCACUAGGCACAUGUAGUUGUCAUGUGGCGGUCAUGGCUCUGUUCUAUCUACCUGGGGUGGCAUCCAUCUAUGUAGCCUGGUUAGGGCAGGACACAGUGCCAUUGCAUACCCAAGUGCUGUUAGCUGACUUGUAUCUGAUCAUCCCACCCACAUUAAACCCCAUCAUUUAUGGCAUUAGGACCAAAAAAAUACGGGAGAGAAUAUGGACAUUACUAAUGUGCUUGUUUUUUGACCACUCCAAUCAAGGUUCAUGAACACAAUCCUGUUCGGACACUCAGUUUUCCAGCCAUAUAUCUGCAAAGAAGCUUUAGAUAUCCAUGGAGCUGGGUUGGUUUACCUAGUAGCACAGAAAUUCUAACAUGAAGCUCUACAGAAUAUUUUUGCAUAAAAUUUCAGCAUCUAGAAAGAAUGUGAAUAUGUAUAAGAUCAUUCCAAUAUUCUGACAUUUUUAACAGUUUCAUUUAACUUGUAUAAGAAGUGUGGGUAGAGAAUACAGAUUUGGGAUUUUCUUUCCCUAGCUUGUAAUCCAUAUUUCCAACAUUACUAUACCUCCACGUGCUCUGCUGUAGAAACCAACACCCACCCAUCAUUCACCGGCCCAGUUUUCUCAGGAUUGUUUCUCCCUCGUGUGACUGCAUGGGAGAAGCUGUUAGUAUAUGACACUGCUUUCUGGUCCACUGAUGAACCACUCCACUUUGGUCAUGUGUUCCCACCUAGAGUCCUAAAUAGCCAAAACGGAUUCUGGCUUAUUUGAGGAGAUACAAACGUGAGAUGAACAUGGAAAGAGGAAAUCAGGCCACAAGAAGUUAUUUAUCCAGAUGGCAUUUAUCUAGAUGCUAGAGAAUGUUUUUGUUGUUUUUUUCUGGUUCCAAUUCACUUUGGACACCGGGGGACAUCCCUGUUAUUUAGUUCUGGAAGAUACCUCUGUAUGUUUUUAAUUUAUCUCUUAUUGUUAAGCUAGGUGAAGUUUGUGUACAAACGAUCACCUUCUUGUUUUCAAGCACCAAGAGCUCAGUCAACACGAGUUUGGUGUUGGACAUCCCUCUUCAUUGCUAUGUAUACCUGCUCUGAGUAGCUCAAUCCUAAAACACAACCCUAAGACAUAGAAGAAGAAGGAUCAAACACAACAAUGAUCCUUCUUGUGGGUACCAUACAGGUGUGUGAUGGGAUGAAAGGAUUAAUAGAUAAGAAUACAAACAAAGAUGUUGCAAUGUCACCAUUCUUCUCCAAGUUCACUGGGUCUUAUAUUGUUUUCACUCUUAAUUUAGCCUUUCAGAAUGUCUUAAAUCAAAUAAUCCAUAUCUGUUAGAAGAAAAAGAGUUCAUGGACAGGAGGUAGUGGCUCAUGGCUGUAAUUCUAGCUACUUGGGAGGCUGGAAUUAGGAAGGUUGUUUCUAGGCUAGCCAGGGCAGAAAAUUCAGGAGACCCCACAUCAAUAAUACCUGGGUACAGUGGAGAAUGCCUGUCAUCCCAAGGUACAUGGGAGACUGAGAUCAGGAAGAGUGAGGUUCUAGUACAGCCCAGGCCAGCAGAAAAAAAAAAGCAAGCCCACAAUCUGAUUUUGUUCUUGUAUUAGGGAUUGCAGAGGGAAGAGUGGUUUUUCACUUUGGGACCUUAGCAUAUCAUUACAAGAUUUUUAAGAGGCUGAUUCCUGCUCUGCCACUAUUUAGAAAUAGAAACAUUCCUGGUAGGUAAACAAGUCCCAUGCCAGCAAAAGAUAUGGAUGCUAUAAUUAAACAGCAUAUCAAUUUAGCAGAGGUAUUACUCUGCUAAUUUACACACGCCUAGAGUUUUGUAGUCCAGGUUGGUCCAGGCAAAACACAAUAAUUAUUCCAAAAAUAACAAGAGCAAAAGCAAAAAAAGGCUGGGGGCAUAGCUUAAGUGGUAAAACACCUGCCUAUCAAAUAUGAGGUCCUGAAUUC
Castor canadensis (American beaver) is the source of this 3132-nucleotide messenger RNA. The record is from RefSeq and is a predicted model, not a curated record. NCBI's taxonomy places the organism in Eukaryota, Metazoa, Chordata, Mammalia, Rodentia, Castoridae.